Messenger RNA from Fomitiporia mediterranea MF3/22, 1347 nucleotides. RefSeq lists its product as uncharacterized. Gene Ontology annotation, molecular function: histone binding. Gene Ontology annotation, biological process: CENP-A containing chromatin assembly; DNA replication-dependent chromatin assembly. Gene Ontology annotation, cellular component: nucleoplasm. Lineage: Eukaryota; Fungi; Basidiomycota; Agaricomycetes; Hymenochaetales; Hymenochaetaceae. The record is from RefSeq and is a predicted model, not a curated record. The coding region runs from base 1 to 1347 and encodes 448 amino acids. The transcript is spliced from 5 exons.
AUGUACGGCGAGCUAAAUGCCAUUUUGCACAGACCGCAACUCAAGUCCGAACCGACGGAAACCACAAACACAAGCUCAGACGAGUCACUUAUACAGAAUAACGUCGAGCAAGCGAAGCGAGCAGUUGCUCUACGGAAAUACGAACAAGCCGUAGAAUUUUAUGCCACUGCACUAGAGCUCACGGUAAAGAAAUACGGUGACGAAUCCCCAGAAGCUGCGGAUUUAUACUUCAUAUAUGGGAAGGCGCUGCUGGAGAAUGCGAUUAGCCAGACUGCCGUGUUGGGGAAGGAACAAGCUGAGGAGGCGUUGUUAAAGGAUGAAGACGCCGAAGGUGGUGCAUCUGGAGCAAACCCGUUCAUAUCCUUCUCUGGUGACGCGGAAGAGGAAGAGGAGGAAGAUACCGGGGGUGAGGACACAGCAGUUGACUUGUUCGCAGAAGCGAAUGCCGCUGUGGAAGCGGAAGAGAAGGAGAAUGCAGAAGAAGCUCAGGAUGGGGACGACGAGGAUGGUGAACCUGAGGAUGACUUCAACGCUGCGUGGGAGUGUCUUGACCUUGCACGCGCUUUAUUCGAGAAAAGAAAGGACGAAGACGAUACAGUUAAGCUUAAGCUUGCGGAUACGUAUAUUGCUUUGGGUGAUGUGUCUUUGGAGACAGAGAAAUUUGAGCUCGCGAUACCUGACUACGAAGCAGGCCUAGCUCUCAAAACCUCCCUCCUCCCCACUUCCUCCCGACAAAUAGCAGAAGCACACUACAAACUCAGCAUGGUACUCGACCUCACAUCCGGUCGGCUUGCACAAGCGAUCUCACACGCGGAAAAAGCACUUGAGAGCGUCGAGAGUCGCCUCGCGGAAAUGCGUACGGGACUUAGUGGACAACUUCCUCCUUUGCCUGAACCUCCGAAGGCGAAUGCGGCGGUGGACGUGAAGGGGAAAGGGAAAGCUGUGGCGGCUCCCUCUCUCUUAGCACAGGAGGAGCUUGUACAGAAUAUGAGCAAGUCGCAAAUCGAGAAGGAGAUUAAGGAGUUGGAGGGAUUACGUGAGGAUCUGGGACUAAAGGUGGAAGAGCUAAAGACGAACCCAGGUAGCGGAGGACUGACUAACGCACCCGAACUCGCUGCGAAAGCUCUAGAUCUUGAGCUUAACUCGAGCACAACAACAGUAAAAGCUGAGUCGUCUCAAUCAGCUGUGGUGAACGACCUCAACCAGAUGGUACGAAAGAAGAAGAAAACGGCUCAGCCUAAUGGAGAUGCAGAGAUGAACGGAAAGCGCAAGGCGGAAGAGAGCGAGGGUGAAGUCCCAGCUGAGUCGAAGAAAGCGAAAGUAGAAGAUGCUCCUGCAUCCCCUUAG